CCAUGGCCCGCACGAAGCAGACUGCGCGCAAGUCCACCGGCGGCAAGGCCCCGCGCAAGCAGCUGGCCACCAAGGCGGCCCGCAAGAGCGCGCCGGCCACGGGCGGCGUCAAGAAGCCGCACCGCUACCGGCCGGGCACGGUGGCGCUGCGCGAGAUCCGGCGCUACCAGAAGUCGACGGAGCUGCUGAUCCGCAAGCUGCCGUUCCAGCGGCUGGUGCGCGAGAUCGCGCAGGACUUCAAGACGGACCUGCGCUUCCAGAGCUCGGCCGUGAUGGCGCUGCAGGAGGCGAGCGAGGCGUACCUGGUGGGGCUGUUCGAGGACACGAACCUGUGCGCCAUCCACGCCAAGCGCGUCACCAUCAUGCCCAAGGACAUCCAGCUGGCGCGCCGCAUCCGCGGGGAGCGCGCCUGUGACGGCGUCCCGGAUCACGUUCUCCAGGAACACCUUGAGCACGCCGCGCGUCUCCUCGUAGAUGAGGCCGGAGAUGCGCUUGACUCCGCCGCGGCGAGCGAGGCGCCGGAUCGCCGGCUUGGUGAUGCCCUGGAUGUUGUCCCUCAGGACCUUGCGGUGGCGCUUGGCGCCGCCCUUCCCGAAGGUCUUCGCCUGGUCUCCCCGCUGCGGCUCCGGGUGGCUGAGAGGAAAGGCCUGGGCGGGGAGCCGGGGAGCCGGGGAGCCGGGGAGGCGCGCCUGGAGGCCAGGGUCGCAGGCCAAGCCCCGGUGCAGGAUCGAGCCCCACGCUCGGCGUCGCCGGCCACGGUCACUCAGGGCCUGGCCAGUGCGGCCCACGGCGGCCGGCGUCCUCAGUUACAGAAAUGGUUUAAACAAUUUAUGCCCCUAAGCAGGAUUGGAUUCCAACCAAUGGGAGCACAAAUUCAGAAACGCCUAAUUUUCUUGGCCCAAUCAAGACAACGUUGUGUCUAUAAAUACGAAUGCCCUAGUGUUUGUUCUCGGAAAGGCAUUAUGGCCCGCACGAAGCAGACUGCGCGCAAGUCGACCGGCGGCAAGGCCCCGCGCAAGCAGCUGGCCACCAAGGCGGCCCGCAAGAGCGCGCCGGCCACGGGCGGCGUCAAGAAGCCGCACCGCUACCGGCCGGGCACGGUGGCGCUGCGCGAGAUCCGGCGCUACCAGAAGUCGACGGAGCUGCUGAUCCGCAAGCUGCCGUUCCAGCGGCUGGUGCGCGAGAUCGCGCAGGACUUCAAGACGGACCUGCGCUUCCAGAGCUCGGCCGUGAUGGCGCUGCAGGAGGCGAGCGAGGCGUACCUGGUGGGGCUGUUCGAGGACACGAACCUGUGCGCCAUCCACGCCAAGCGCGUCACCAUCAUGCCCAAGGACAUCCAGCUGGCGCGCCGCAUCCGCGGAGAGCGCGCCUGAGCAGCGGGAGCUGAAAUCCAUCUAAAGGCUCUUUUCAGAGCCACCCACGUUCUUGCUAAAAGCAGCUGUUGCGCUGGGCGGCUUCCCCAC
Messenger RNA from Ochotona princeps (American pika), 1463 nucleotides. RefSeq lists its product as uncharacterized. Bases 3 to 1373 code for a protein of 456 amino acids. The record is from RefSeq and is a predicted model, not a curated record. Gene Ontology annotation, cellular component: nucleosome. NCBI's taxonomy places the organism in Eukaryota, Metazoa, Chordata, Mammalia, Lagomorpha, Ochotonidae. The transcript is spliced from 4 exons. Gene Ontology annotation, molecular function: protein heterodimerization activity; DNA binding; structural constituent of chromatin.